AUGAAAGAGUACGAACUCUUAGAGAUUUCUCUACCAUUACAGCCUCAAUACAUCCCUCAAGCAGCAGCCAUAACGUUGAUUGAAUCCAGCUUUAAUCCGAAACUCAAUGCUAAAGAUUCUGAGGAGGAGGAUGAAACCAUGAAUGAGUUUUUGUCGCGAUUUGUGUGGAUAAUGCGCGGGAAGUUAUCUGAAGUGUAUAAGGAUUGUGAUAAACAGACGAUUGAUGGUAUGCUUUUGAUUAUUGUUGGAAAAGUUGUUUCGGAGAUGGAAAAGGGUGGUCUUGAACAUAUGUUUAGUGCUGCUGUGGCUACAGCAUCACAAGACUUCAGUGAGGAUUUGUGGAAGACAGUGUGGGAAGUGAGCAAUGCAGUGUUGGAGGAUAUGGAAAAGGAAAGGAAGAAGGAGAAAAUGAAGGGUUUUUUGCAAUGUGAGGAGGUGCAGGAAAUGUGUAGGUUUGCUGGUGAGAUUGGAAUCCGAGGGGAUUUGCUGAGGGAGUUUAGGUUCAAAUGGGCUCGUGAGAAGAUGGAAGAGAGCGACUUUUAUGAGGGUUUGAAGCGUUCCAGAGAAGAAGAGGGCAAGAAUGCUGUGACCAUGGGUGAAGAGGCUGUGACGAUGGGUGAGGAGAAACCAAAGGUUGUUACUCUUCCUAUGAGACAUGGGAAGAUAAAAUACAAGAUUUAUGGACUUGAUCUUUCUGAUCCUAAGUGGGCUGAAGUUGCCGAUAGAAUCCAUGAGGCAGAAGAGCUUGAUUGGCCUGAGGAACCAAAGCCUAUAUCAGGGAAAUGCAAACUGGUUACUGAGAAAAUUGUUGCAUUGAAAGAGGAGGAUGACCCUUCUCCACUAAUAGUUCAAUGGGCAGAGCUUCAACAGCCUAGCAAGAUUGAUUGGUUAGCUUUGCUGGAUAAGUUGAAAGAACAGAAUCCGCAUUUAUACCUUAAGGUAGCUGAAAUUUUGUUGAGCGAAAAAUCCUUUCAAGCUAACAUCCGCGAUUACACCAUGAUUUUUGAUGCCCAUGCUAAACAGAACCGCAUAGAAGAUGCUGAAAGAAUUAUUAAGAAGAUGAAUGAAAAUGGUGUUCUACCCGAUAUUGUGAUCACCGCUGCUUUGUUACGCAUGUACUGCAAGUCGGGGAAUCUUGACCGUGCUAGAGAAGCACUUGAAAGUUUGCGAAGCAAUGGUUUCCAACCAAACAAAGAGAUCUACAAUUUAAUGAUCAUGGCAUAUGUAAAUGCUGGUCAACCCAAGUUGGGUGAAUCAUUGGUGAGAGAGAUGGAGGCAAGAGACCUCAAGCCUACGGUAGAGAUCUACAAGGCUUUGCUUCGGUCAUUUUCACAAUGUGGAGAUGUUGGUGGAGCUGGACGAAUUGCAACCACAAUGCAGUUUGCAGGAAUCCAGCCGAGCUUGGAGUCUUGUGCAUUGCUUAUUGAGGCAUAUGGACAAGCUGGUGAUCCUGAUCAGGCAAGGAACAAUUUUGACCUUAUAAUAAAGCUUGGACACAAGCCUGAUGACAAGUGCACUGCAAGCAUGAUUGCAGCUUAUGAGAAAAAGAAUAUGUUGGAUAAGGCUCUAAAACUUUUGUUACAGCUCGAGAAGGGUGGCUUUGAGCCUGGACUUGCUACUUGCACUGUCCUUGUCGAUUGGUUAGGGAACUUGCAGCUUGUUGAUGAGGCUGAGCAGCUAUUGGACAGGAUUGCUGAGCAGGGCGAGGCUCCUCCUCUCAAGAUUCAAGUUAGCCUUUGUGAUAUGUAUGCUAGGGCUAAAAUGGAGAAGAAGGCUCUUCAAGCUUUGGGGGUUCUGGAAGCUAAGAAGGAGCAAUUGGAUUUCCAUGAUUUUGACAAGACUGUGGGUGGGCUUAUCGCUGGUGGGUUUGUGCAGGAAGCUCGAAGGGUAUAUGGAUUGAUGGAGGCCCGGGGCUUUUCUGCAGAGCAUCUAAAAGUUUCCCUCAUGGCAUCUCAAGCUUUUUCCUCCAUGAGACCCUCGAAAUAG
Messenger RNA from Dovyalis caffra, 1986 nucleotides. The record is from the annotation of a GenBank genome assembly. NCBI's taxonomy places the organism in Eukaryota, Viridiplantae, Streptophyta, Magnoliopsida, Malpighiales, Salicaceae.